Molecule: messenger RNA, 1682 nt
Organism: Saimiri boliviensis boliviensis (Bolivian squirrel monkey)
Lineage: Eukaryota; Metazoa; Chordata; Mammalia; Primates; Cebidae
Gene: ARMH1
Product: armadillo like helical domain containing 1
Source: RefSeq, a predicted model, not a curated record
GGUGAGAGGCUGCUGGAGAGUUGCUGUAUUCUGGGAAUGGGUAGGGUCACUCGUCCAGAGUCGUCCUAUCCUACGCAGCGGAAGCGUGUGACCGUUGACUUGCAUCGUCUAGCUACCUCUGUCAUCCUCUACCAGCCGCAGCUCCGAGGGCUGCAGCCAGCUCCAGGACUGAUUGAUCAUGACUUCUAUAAAGGAGCAGGCAGCAAUUAGCAGGCUCUUAAGUUUUUUACAAGAGUGGGACAACGCUGGCAAAGUUGCAAGGAGUCACAUCCUUGACAAGUUCAUUGAAACCAACCAAGGCAAGACUGCCCCUGAACUGGAGCAGGAGUUUUCCCAGGGAGCCAGUUUGUUCCUGAUACGCUUGACCACCUGGCUUAGAAUCACCUAUAUGACUGGUUGUUGUUUAGAAAAGCUUCUCAAGUCCAUUGGCAUCUUCCUAUCAGCUGUAAGCAGUAAUCGGUACCUUAGAGAAUUUCUUGAGGUUGGAGGUGUCCUAACACUCUUGGAAAUACUUGGGCUGGAGAAGAUCACGGAGGAGGCCAAGAAGGAGUCCGUCAAACUACUUCAGGUUAUUGCAAACUCUGGCAGGAAGUACAAGGAGCUCAUUUGUGAAAGCUAUGGUGUACGAUCCACAGCAGAAUUUUUAGCAAAGUCUCAGUCAGAAGAGACCCAGGAGGAAGUGCAGGUUCUGUUGGAUUCUUUGGUCCAUGGCAAUCCUAAGUACCAGAAUCAAGUGUAUAAAGGUCUAAUAGCUUUGCUGCCCUGCACGUCCCCCAAAGCCCAGCAGCUGUCCCUGCAGACUCUCAGGACUGCCCAGCCAAUUAUUGGGACCACACACCCCAGCAUCGUGGACUGCGUGCUGAAGGUUCUGGGCACUAUGCACCUGGAAGUCCAGUAUGAAGCCAUCGAGCUGAUCAAGGACCUUGUCGGUUACGACGUGCGCCAGGCGCUGCUUAAGGGCCUAGUGGCGCUGCUGAUACCAUCGGUCAAGGAGACCUCCAAACUGCAAGCCAAGAUCCUCAAUGACCCCUCGAUUCUCCAGCUCACCCCCAGCCUGCCGAUGUUUUUGCAGCAGGCCGCGGCCGCCAAGGCCAUCGGGGUCCUGGUGCGCAACGACAUAAGCAUCGCCGAGGAGCUGCUGUACCUGCGCGUGGUGCACGGCCUGAUGGCCGCCAUGGGCAACACAGACCACAGCAACAGCCAGCGGCUGGCCAGCCUCACGCUAGAGUGCUUCGUGCAGAUGUUCCCCAUGGUGGCGGAGCACGUGCGCAGGUGCAUGGGAGAGGAACUCUACCAGCUCUUCCUGAGCAACGCUGCGGACUUGUACAUGAAAAUAGACAGCGUUCAGGCGGACAUCUUGGCGGCCAACAAAGUCAAUGUUACCAGAGCCCUGCGCCACCUUGACAGCUGCUACAGCAUGAACACCUUCUGUGGCUCUCGUGAUUCGGCUCACACGGCCUGCGUUACACACUUCCAGAACGACGAUGUGGAAUCAAAGGAGUAACAGCCCCUGUGGCAAACCAGGAAGGCCAAGGCUGCGAGGCAGGGAAGCCUGGCAGGAGGAAGGCACCUGGGGUCAAGCUCAGAGUCACUCCACUUGUCUCCAGUGGGGAGACUGGGUAUUAGGCACCCUAGAAGGGCAGAGGGAGAGCCGCUGUCAAUAAACAGCCUUGGUAUCUGUC